UACAUCAUGUCUUUUACAAAAAUUAAUAGAUCGAAAUAACACGCGUUAAGAGGAGAGUGUUAGUUUUCCAAGUUCCUUCGCCAACCCAAAUAAUGGAAAUUUCGUUUCUCCUAUUUCCACUUUCCAGAUCUUUCCAAUUUUAAUUGGGAAAGGACUUCCCAAUUCUUCAAUCCACCCCCCCUAUAUAUACUCUUACUUCUGGAGCUUCUUUCUUCGUACACAAGUUGAACGCACAGCUUAGACUUCUUACAUAAACCACUCAACAAAGCAAUCAGUAUUUACUUUCUUGUCUUGUUAUUUGUUACUCCUAAUUUGCAAGUUAGAAGCAAAAGAGAAAACACCAACUAUGAUGAUGUCAAUAUUCAGUUCGUUUGAUGCUCUCUCUGCUGAGGUUUUUGGCCAAAAAUUGAGUCUUUCUAGGGCAUCCACUACUGAGACAAAACAACAACAACAACAACAAGGGCUUGGGCCUGUUGUAUCAGGUAGCAAGACCGUGGCUUCUCCACCGUCUUCUUCUUCAACAGGUGGUCUGAAGAAGGCUGGAGAGGCGACGCCGCCAUCUUCUUCGCGCCAACAGCAACAGAAGAGGCAGAGGUUUGCACUGGAAUUGGACGGCGUCAACUGUUUCGAAACUAUAGUUAGCUAUUGAUUUUAUAUUACUAAAAUUCUAAUAUUGAAAUUCUUUAUUCUUGUCUAGGCAUGAUUAUGAUCAUGUACUCUAAUGUACAUUCAGGAGAUGGAUAAUACAAUUUUUGGAUUCUGAUA
This is a messenger RNA of Lycium ferocissimum, 765 nucleotides long. RefSeq lists its product as uncharacterized. The transcript has a single exon. The coding region runs from base 347 to 649 and encodes 100 amino acids. The record is from RefSeq and is a predicted model, not a curated record. NCBI's taxonomy places the organism in Eukaryota, Viridiplantae, Streptophyta, Magnoliopsida, Solanales, Solanaceae.